This is a messenger RNA of Phlebotomus papatasi, 938 nucleotides long. RefSeq lists its product as uncharacterized. The record is from RefSeq and is a predicted model, not a curated record. The transcript has 3 exons. NCBI's taxonomy places the organism in Eukaryota, Metazoa, Arthropoda, Insecta, Diptera, Psychodidae. The coding region runs from base 64 to 792 and encodes 242 amino acids.
GAGUGGCCAGUCUAAGUGAGGGAUUUGAUCGAGAGAGACACGGUAAAAGUGGUUCGAUAAGAAAUGGGUGGAUCAAGUGUUUUCUGGGUGGUAUUGAGUGUUCUUUUGAGUUGGAAUUGUUGCUUAGGGAGUCAUGUAAAUCAUCCCAGAUUGGGUCAUGGUUCACCAGAAUCCCGAGAGGAUACCAAAAAUUCAGGAAAAUUUGACCUACAGCAGGAUAUUGAUGAUUUUCUAGAUUUAAUACCCAAAGUCGAGAUUCAAAAUCUAACCCGUAGAUACUAUUUUGGAGAUAAUGAAGUAAGGUUCGCUUAUGAAUAUUGUCAGAGUGAGGAAUUCCUGGCACUACGUGAAAAAAUCCUAAAUCUGGUAGAGGUGAAGGACUUCCUGAAGUAUCUCAAUGAAUCAGGCCUCAACCUUGUGGAAUUGGUGAAUAAAUUAGCCACAAUUGUUGGUCCCCCACGGGAGCCACUCUACACAUCGGACGAAGCUUCUCUCGAAGAUACCACAAGCCAAAGUGCAACGCAGGGCGGUGUGAGUGGAUUUGUGGACGCAGUUGUUGCCCUUUUGCCUCAGGAUCAAAUUCUCUCACUGUUCUUCCUCAAGUUAGAGUCGAGUUCAGCAUUUUCCAACCUCAUCGAACGAAUUGGUAGCAGUGAAUUUGAAAGGGUGGUAGACUUUGUUGAGAAUUCCAGAGAACUCAAAAGCCUGCUGGCCACACUUCAUCAACAUGGGAUUGAUGUGAGCAAAAUUGUGCAGUCCGUUCAGGCAUUCUUCGGAUGGGGAUCCUACUGAGCUGUAUAUACUCAAACAUUGCAUUUGUAGUUUUAUUAUAUUUUUUUUUAUUUUGUCUCUCUUAGACCAAUGGAUAUCAGUCUAGAUUUGUAACAAAUAUUAUAGUUUUUUUUCUAUUAAAGGCCAAAAAAUGCCAAUCCGAAUUU